Cylas formicarius (sweet potato weevil) is the source of this 1410-nucleotide messenger RNA. It is a transcript of the gene l(3)73Ah, whose product is annotated as polycomb group RING finger protein 3. Bases 302 to 979 code for a protein of 225 amino acids. The transcript is spliced from 2 exons. Lineage: Eukaryota; Metazoa; Arthropoda; Insecta; Coleoptera; Brentidae. Gene Ontology annotation, biological process: regulation of transcription by RNA polymerase II. Gene Ontology annotation, cellular component: PRC1 complex. The record is from RefSeq and is a predicted model, not a curated record.
UCUUUCCUUUGCACUGUAACAGUAACAUUUCUGUGGUAAUUUUCUUCACAGAAACCUUGCACUCAUAUUCUGUGAAAAAUUGGUAAUUGUUGAGGUGAUAUGUUUCAUUUAUGUUUAUAAUAUCUCUGCGUUUUUAAGAUAAUUGAAUGCAACAGUCAUCAAAAAUGAAAGAAUGUAUGAAGCUACACUGCAUUAAUGAAGCACACGCCAAGGAAAAGUUUGAGAAUUGCUGAACUAUUUUUCUGGGAAUGAUGGAAAGAUUGCUACUGUUUUUGGUGGUUGUAUUUUCACUUGUAAAAUUAUGACAAUGGAAAGAAAAAUAAAACUCAGAUCCUUAAACAGCCAUAUAACAUGCAAAAUCUGCAGGGGAUAUCUGAUUGAUGCCACUACUGUAACAGAAUGUUUGCAUACAUUCUGCAAGAGCUGUCUUGUGAAGCAUUUAGAAGAAAAUAAUACAUGUCCAACAUGCAACAUUGUUAUACACCAAUCACAUCCCUUGCAGUAUAUUAGUUUCGAUCGGACUAUGCAAGAUAUUGUCUAUAAACUAGUUCCAGACUUGCAGAAGAAUGAAAUUAAUAGGGAGAGGGAGUUUUAUAAUGUGAGAGGGUUACCUAAUCCUAAAGACAUACCUCUUCCAAAUACAGAUAUCAAUGGUGACCAUGAAGCGGACCCUCAUGCAGAAUCGGAUUACCAUAGGCAGGAUGAACAAGUAAAUGUUUGUUUGGAAUGCAUAAGUUCCAGUUUAAAAACUUUGAAAAGGAGGUUCAUAAGAUGUUCUGCUCAGGCUACUAUUUUACAUUUUAAGAAAUUUAUUGCCAUGAAAGUUUUAAAUGGGAUGGAGAAAUAUAGGGACAUUGAUAUUUUGUGCAAUGAUGAAUUGCUGGGCAAAGAUCAUACUUUAAAAUUUGUUUAUGUUACACGGUGGAGAUUUCAGAAUCCACCCUUAACCUUGCAGUAUAGGCCGAGGAUUGAUAUUUAAAAAGUUUUUUUAGUGUCUUUGGGAGGCACCAGUGAUUGUGUUUAUUGAGUGUAGAUAUUAUCAGUACUUAAAAUUGUAAAUAAUACAAGGAGGUCCAAGUUAUAAAACCGAACAUUUAUUCUUCUACAAGGUGUUAUUAUUUUUAAUUUAUACAUUAACUAUUUAAUGCAAAUUGUUGAUUCUGAAUGUACAUUGUGCAAUAUUAUCAAACCAUACUUUCUUAUUCAAUUGUUUAGUUAUCAACUUCUUUUCACCUUGUAUAUUUGCUUACUUCUCCUAUUCGAAAAAAUUUAUAGCUGUUUGGCAAUCUUUAUUGUGAAAGAGAAUCUAUAUGUACUAUUUUUUCAAAAUUUUGUAGUAUAUGUAUCAAAUGUGUUGCGUGAUAUUUGUAAUAUUCUCUUAAAGAACAGUAAUAAAUCCAGUUUUUUACU